ACUCUAGAGGCGCCCAGGAGGUGGCCCACCCCCAGGAACCCCACCACUCGUCAGAGAAGCCCGCCAUUCACUGCCAUAAAUGCGGGGAGCCGUGCAAGGGGGAGGUCCUUCGGGUCCAGACCAAGCAUUUCCACAUCAAAUGUUUCACCUGCAAAGUGUGCGGCUGCGACCUCGCCCAAGGAGGCUUCUUCAUAAAGAACGGGGACUAUCUGUGCACCCUGGACUACCAGAGGAUGUACGGGACACGGUGCCAUGGCUGUGGGGAGUUCGUGGAGGGCGAGGUAGUCACUGCCCUGGGCAAGACGUACCAUCCCAACUGCUUUGCCUGCACCAUCUGCAAGCGCCCGUUCCCCCCCGGAGAUCGAGUCACGUUCAACGGGAGAGACUGUCUUUGUCAGCUCUGUGCACGGCCGAUGUCCCCCAGCCCUAAAGAAGCCACCUGCUCAAGCAACUGUGCUGGCUGUGGAAGGGACAUUAAGAACGGGCAGGCACUGCUGGCGCUGGACAAGCAGUGGCAUUUGGGCUGCUUCAAGUGCAAAUCCUGCGGGAAGGUCCUCACCGGAGAGUACAUCAGCAAGGAUGGCUCCCCGUACUGUGAAAAGGACUACCAGGGGCUCUUCGGGGUGAAGUGUGAAGCCUGUCACCAGUUUAUCACCGGGAAAGUCCUGGAGGCAGGUGACAAGCAUUACCACCCCAGCUGCGCACGAUGCAGCAGAUGCAACCAGAUGUUCACAGAAGGGGAAGAAAUGUAUCUUCAAGGUUCUACCGUGUGGCAUCCCGACUGUAAGCAGUCCUCCAAGACAGAGGAGAAGCUUCGGCCCACCAGGACCUCCUCUGAAAGUAUUUAUUCUAGACCAGGCUCCAGCAUCCCUGGCUCACCAGGUCACACCAUCUACGCAAAAGUAGACAACGAAAUACUGGAUUACAAGGACUUAGCGGCCAUCCCCAAGGUCAAGGCAAUUUAUGAUAUUGAGCGUCCAGACCUCAUUACCUACGAGCCAUUCUAUACUUCAGGCUAUGAGGACAAACAGGAGAGACAGAGCCUUGGAGAGUCUCCAAGGACUUUGUCUCCUACUCCAUCAGCAGAAGGUUACCAGGAUGCUCGGGAUCGGAUGAUCCACCGGUCCACCAGCCAGGGCUCCAUUAACUCCCCUGUGUACAGCCGUCACAGUUACACUCCAACCACUUCUCGCUCUCCACAGCAUUUCCACAGACCUGAGCUUUUGCCUCCUGGUGUGCACAGGUGGUCCCCCCUGCGCACCAGCAGCUUCAGCUCCGCCCACAGUGACUCCCGUCCCAACCCCCCCUUCAGACACCACUUCCUCCCCCAUGUCAAAGGCAAUGAGCCGUCCAGCGGCCGGAGCUCCCCUCUCCCUUACCGGCCCGACAGCCGCCCUCUAACUCCAACUUACGCUCAGGCCCCUAAACAUUUCCAUGUUCCAGAUCAAGGGAUCAACAUUUACCGGAAACCUCCCAUCUACAAGCAGCAUGCUGCCUUGGCAGCCCAAAACAAGGCCUCGGAAGAUAUCAUCAAGUUUUCCAAGUUCCCAGCAGCCCAGGCUCCAGAUCCCAGCGAGAUACCAAAGAUUGAGACGGACCACUGGCCCGGUCCACCCUCCCUUGCCGCCGUAGGAACUGACACGAGGCGCAGAUCUAGCGGCAGAGAGGAGGACGAGGAGGAGCUGCAGAGACGCCGGCAGCUUCAAGAGGAGCAACUGAUGAAGCUCAACUCAGGCCUGGGGCAGUUGAUACUGAAGGAAGAGAUGGAGAAGGAGAACCGAGAAAGGGCGUCGUCCCUGCUGGCCAGUCGCUACGACUCUCCCCUGCACUCAGCUGCACAUGCUCCGUCAUCGAAAACUUCAUCUCUCCCUGGCUAUGGCAAGAAUGGCCUUCACAGGCCGGUUUCCACAGACUUUGCUCAGUACAACAGCUAUGGAGACGUCAGUGGCGGAGUUCGAGACUACCAGACCCUCCCAGAUGGCCACAUGCCCGCAAUGAGAAUGGACCGAGGCGUGUCCAUGCCCAACAUGUUGGAGCCAAAGAUAUUUCCAUAUGAAAUGCUCAUGGUGACCAACAGAGGGCGCAACAAAAUCCUGAGAGAUGUGGAUAGAACCCGGCUGGAGCGCCACUUAGCCCCAGAAGUAUUUUGGGAAAUCUUUGGGAUGUCCAUACAGGAAUUUGACAAGUUACCUCUUUGGAGACGCAACGACAUGAAGAAAAAGGCUAAGCUCUUCUAAGUUCUCCCCCAAAUAACUGACAAUCAGGACAAGGACUUUCAGUGGCGGCGCUGCCUAGAACAUUGCAUCAAGACCUGGAAUCAUCGAUUGGAGAAUUUAUUCGCUAACCAUCUCCCAGCAGCAGCACUGAGGGAAAGUCUGAUCUCAGCACCCAUGAGCCAGAUCCCCGGGCCAAACAACAGUAACACCUGCUGAACAGCAAGGGGGUAGAAACUUCUGUGUUCCCAAACUCAGCAGUAACAUUCACACAUGACCUCUUCACGUGACUGUGUCCACACUGGGGCUUCUUUCUCCUUUAUUCUCCCCCUUUAACCGAUGUCUAACUUAGCGCUGCCUGUGCCUGUAAGAGCCGGAAGUGCCCUUAGGAAGCCCACGCGGGAAGGAGCAGCAGGGAGUCCUAAAGUAUGGAUCUGUUUAUUUAUGUAGCACCUUGGCUGAGGAGAGGCCAGCAUUGAUGUGGUAGCAAACAAUUUAAUCUUUCCUUGGCAGCCUCCCUCGGCUCUGCUGCCUGGGCCCUAGGGGAAUGGAACUCUGGGAAACAGGUAGUUCUGAGCACGUGGUGGUUGAGUACCAGCAAGGACGAUGGGAAUACGCUCCUGUUCUCUUCCUGUGUGCCAGGACCUGGUUGGCCAACUGCUAGGGGAAAAAAUUAAGAGAAAGGAGAAGGAAAAAGAAAUGAAGGAAGCCCCAUCACCCCAACCCCCCUGAACGUUGUUGGGUUUUUUUUUUUCUGCCUCUGACAAUGUGCUCAGCACUUUCUCUUAUAAACUGACAGGAGCUGGCAUGCUCACCUUUGCAUAGAAAGGAGAGGCAAAAUGAGCCUCCAGAUUGGUCCAGCUGCUGGUGGUGGGUGACUCUUGCCCAUGAGUCGUGUCCCCUGCUGCCCAUGUGGCAUCUUAUGGGUCAGGUCAGGCCCAUGCUAGGAUUGUGUUUCAGGGGCAUAGACUACGGGAAGACAGGCUUUUCUCCUUCGUAUCUGCAACUCUGCAGUAGACUGCUUCAGACAGAUUUCAUGUGGCCUAGUUUGUGCCCUGGCACUGCUGACAUGCACUUGUGUUGUGUUGAUGCCUGUGUGUAGCUCGCCCAGGGAAAGUUUUGUGAGCCUGUGUGCGCGCGUUGUACCCUCUGCUUGAAUGACGGGGCCUUGGCACAAGAGCACGUGACCCAGAUCAAGACUGAGGCUCUGGAGGGCGCCUAGAGACAGCACUGGGUUCCCCCUGCAGACCUCAGAAGGGAAGCUGGGUAGUUUGGGGCUCAGUGCAUCUGUCUCACUAGACUCCAUCCGUACUCCACAACUGCCAGUGCAAACUGGAACCCAGUUCUCUCAUUAAAAGGUGUGAACGAGGCUGGGUCAUCAGGACUGGGAGGAGUCGGAUGACGACGUGUCUCUCCAGACCCCCAGGAAAGAGGUUAGGCCCCUCGAUUCUUCUGCUCUGGGGCUCCGAGUUAAAGCCCAGGGGAAAAGCAUUUGAAUUCUUUCUCAGUCACCUCCCAGCACCAAAACGAAGACACUCCUUUGAGGAUUAGAGUGACCGUCUGUCUGGCUGCCGACACCAGCAGCAAAGAACAAGUCACACAGCAGGCCUGUGAUCUGUUUCUUUGGGUCACCCUGCUCCACUCCGGCAGGGCAAUUAAGGAUGAGAACUAGGCUCACAAGUCCACAUAUGUAGACCUGUUCGCACGCACUGCCUGAACAGCGUGUCCUGUGUAGAAGGGCCAGCUCCUCUCGGUUGGGAGGCGGGUUGCAAAUGGUGGGGCCCCCCUGUUUUCAUCGUUUUUCUCUCGCUGCUGCCCUGUCCAGCACUGGCGGCCUCAGCACAAGGCUUGUGUCACCCUGGCAGGGUGCAGGAUGGACAGUAGGGUGCCCUCGGUGUUUCCCGGCAGGAGUGAGCAGAGGCGGCUUGCUGGGCGACUUUGUUUAUCCAGUAUGGAGAUAGUGAGUGGCCCACCACGCUAUGCACUGAUUGUAUGUUACUACUCACACUCACGCGGGUGAGGAAAACCACAGCACUCGGGAGACAGAGGCCUAAGCAGCGCAGUUGCUAAGAUUCUGCACCUGCUCUGCACAAAGUUAACCUGGCUGUCUUGACAUAGGGAGAUUCAGCUGCAGGGGGUGAGGGACAGGGUCAGUCCUCCUCUUUAUGUUACGGAGAACUUGGAGUGAGUUAGAGGACCUGCCUUGGGUGCAAUGAUAGCUGAAGAAUUGAACUCCCAAGUUCUUGCAAUAACAAAAUAACAAUAACCAAACCAAAACAAAACAAAACAACAACAAAAAAAACAUCAGAACUCAGUGCCCCAUCUAACUUGGGAAAAUUUUUUUACGUUUCAUAUCAGCAUACUAGUUCACUUAAAUUGCAUCGUGUAAAAAGAUGUAUUGCUAGAAAGCACCAGUAGGAACCCUGACCGCUCUGAGAAAGGACCAUGCCAGGGUCUCACUCCAUUCCCUUGCAGAUUCCAGUCAGAAAGAUACAGGGAGGGUGAUCCGGUUCCAACUGCCAGACCUCAGGUCUGGGCUGCGGCGCCCUGUCUGUGAUAUUAAAGGCAGCCACAUGAUUUACCUUGCUUGCCCAGACCACAGCACAGGAGAUGCAUGUCCCUCACUUUACCCCACCUGCUGAACACAGGAAAGUCCCCAGUUGCCAACAACCCAAGCAGCUUCCUCACCUGGGGGAGAAGUCUACGUAUGGCAGACCGGGUGCGCAUAUUAAGGGCUAUGUUUCUUCCAGCGUCUGACUUGCUUGUGAAGUGCAUACGGAUUGCAUGGCCUAGAAAGGCUUCUGUGGCCACAUGGUAGCCUCAGUGCUUCCUCGAAAACCUCUCCAAGAGAGUCCGGACUCUCGUCGUCUUCCUGCACCACCUUUGAAAACAGCUAGCUCUGCAUUUUCAUACUCGUGUGGAGUUUGUUAUAAGACAUUUUUAAUAUGACUCCUUCAAUAACUAAACACGUACUGCCUGCUCUCUGAAACCCCAAAGAGAAAAAGUGCAGUUAGUGGGUUCUAAGGUGCAAAAAAAGGGGGGGGAUAGUUUUCUAUCCGUUCUGUCCUCUGUUCUCCCCAAACCCUGAUUCUGUUGCCUCCAGCCUGAGCCUUCUCUCCAGAGGCACAGCCCCACCUCUGCCAGUUCUUAGUCUAUACUCGGUCACCUCCAGCGUGGAGAGGUUCAGCUGGCGAUGUUUCCAAAACAGACUUAUUUACUUUGAAGCAAACACCUUUUUCUAAAGAUAGCCUCACCAGUGAUGCUGUCAAAUGUAUCUGCUUUUGCAAGUUUAACGGAGUUCAGAUUAACCUCUUUUGAGUCUUUGUUUCAAAAGAAAAAAAAAAAACCUCACGCAAGCUGAGAGCAGCGUUCCAGGGCAAGCUGCAGAUGCCAGCAUGCCUCCAGGCUGUGCGCUCCAAGAACCCUGCUCUGAGGAUAUUUCCAGUAGCUACUUAAUCUGUGCUUUCUGCGUGCCCCUCCUCAACUUGGAGUCAUGUUUCUUUCUUCUUUAGACAAACCAAGGCUUUGUAUGCUUCAAGUUCAUGUUUGUGCCCCCUUCAAAGACUUUUCUAUCCAGAGAAAGACGGUCAGGGCUUUAGAUUAUGUCUUCCGGUGGCAAUGUACAGGGAACAGGAAAAUGAGCAAGGCUUCAGCCUCUACAAGAUUGUGGUUCCCGUUUUCUUCCCACGGAGCAGAGGGAGCUGGUGACAAACAGACAUUAGAUUGCUUUCCCCUGUGCAUUUAAUGCUGCGGUGGAUUCACAAAGACGGAGGGGACAAGUGUUCAAGUGGAAGCUUUCUAAGCCGGGAAUGUGUGCACAGCGAAGUCCAGGCAAGCCAACUCUUUCUCCCAGAAGCUUGAUGAAGUUGAAUGGCAGUUAUCAUGAAAUAAAAUGCUUUUUCUGUGUCUCUUCCAAGAGUGACAGUCCCAUGAAUCACUUCCCACGAGUGAAAGAAAGACACAAGCCUGUAUGCAUUGACGUUCAGAAAGGUAAUGAUUAAAAAUGCAAAUAUCUUACCUAUGGAAGAGGAGACAGUUGUCCACAGAGCUGAUGUUUGGAGGGGGGAGGGGGUGUCUCUGUACAGAUGUGUCUGGUGGUAAAUGUGGAGGUCUCCGAGAGAUGCCAAAGACCCCUGCGUCGAAUCUCGUCUAACGUGGUUAAUGGGAUUACUUUGACCUGCUGAAAGGCCCUCCCCACUCUUCCUCCCUCCCCCCCCACCCCCAACCCCUUGUUGCUGAUAAUGAAAGCAGAUGCUCAGAAGUUGUUUUUGAGAAGCUGUGCUGUGUUCCCUGUGGAAUCGAGGAGCUGGCGUGUGUCGGUGCCUGCACACCUGGCACCCGGGCGCAGAGGAGAGCUCGGCUGCAGGUGCCCUGUCCCCAAGCUGUGCGCUCUCCCAGCCUGCUCUGCACUCCUGUUGGCAGGCAGCACACCCCACUCUCUCAUCACUGUACCCAACUCUGUGAAUAAAGCUACGUGCUCCCUC
Messenger RNA from Mesocricetus auratus (golden hamster), 6697 nucleotides. It is a transcript of the gene Ablim1, whose product is annotated as actin binding LIM protein 1. Lineage: Eukaryota; Metazoa; Chordata; Mammalia; Rodentia; Cricetidae. Gene Ontology annotation, biological process: lamellipodium assembly; cytoskeleton organization; cilium assembly. Gene Ontology annotation, cellular component: stress fiber; actin cytoskeleton. Gene Ontology annotation, molecular function: actin filament binding. The record is from RefSeq and is a predicted model, not a curated record.